GUACUUUAAAAGCACCUUCGCUGUCAAUGCUUAUUCAAACGCAAAAAUUUGAAAGGAAAAAAAAAAGAGCUAAGCAGAUUUCUCGCCGGAAUAUUCCUUUUUUAUUUUCAGGUGAGUGAAACAAAAGAAGGGUUAAAUUCUAAUACAAACCAUCGUUUGUGUUUGUCUGUUGUCAUGCACCUCAUUCGUGAGAAUCUAUUUAUUGGAAACAUAGGGGAUGCUGCACAAGUUCUUCAAAAUGGUAGCUCGGAGAUCACGCACAUCCUAUCAGUUUUGAGCUCUGCGUCAAUAUCGUUUUUCUCUGAAUGGCGUAGUGGUAUCACAAUCCCAACCGAGGAAAUCAAAAAGGUUUUUGUAGGUGGGUCUGGUGAUGCUGCUGCAGCUCCUGAGGGUCAUUCGGGUGAUGGUUCUAAGAGUUGUUUGUCUCCCCAGAAGCUGUUGUACUUGUUGGAAUAUGCUGGGAAGGAUUUAAAGCUGGUGAGAAUGGCGGUGCCGAUUAGAGAUAUGGAGAGCGAGAAUUUGUUGGAUUACCUAGAUGCGUGUAUUGAUUUCAUUGAUCGAAGCAGAAAAGAGGGAUCUGUUUUGGUGCAUUGCUUUGCUGGAGUGUCAAGAAGUGCGGCUAUAAUUAUGGCAUAUUUGAUGAGAGCCGAGCAACUAUCUCAAGAAGAUGCGCUUGAAUCUCUAAAGCAAAGCUGUGAGUUUGUUUGCCCUAAUGAUGGGUUUUUAGAGCAGUUGAAAAUGUUUGAGGAAAUGGAUUACAAGGUCGAUCAUGCUAGCACAAUAUACAAGCGGUUUCGCUUGAAAGUGUUGGGUGAUUGUUAUAAUCGUGGUGAGAAAAUCGACAGUUCUAAAUUAGGUGCAGAUCCCGGCUUGCCUACUGAAAGUUCCUCGGUUAUAGAGGCAACUCCAAAAGAAGGUAUCAACCGUACUGCAUACCGCUGCAAGAAAUGCCGAAGACUUGUAGCAUUGCAGGAUAACGUUGUCGAUCAUACUCCAGGUGAAGGUGAGUCAUCUUUUGAGUGGCACAAACGGAGAAGCGGUAACCCUUUCAACAAGUCUUCUCAAACCGAGUGUUCAUCGGUGUUUGUCGAACCCUUACGGUGGAUGACAGCUGUUGAAGAAGGCGCUAUCGAAGGGAAGUUGUCGUGCGCUCAUUGUGAUGCUCGCUUAGGUUAUUUCAAUUGGUCAGGAAUCCAAUGCAGUUGCGGAAGCUGGAUUACCCCUGCCUUUCAGCUGCACAAGUGCCGAGUCGAUAUCAGCACCGUGUAGUAUCAUUAUCCGCCAUAGCUCUAAACCGAAUCACUCGCCGGCUCCCGGCCAGUGUUUCUAAUAAGAACUAUAUAGGACUGGAAUUUCCCUUGCACAAAAAGUCUAUGAGAUGUUCAUAUAUGGACCAACAAUUAUGUAAGAGAAAAAAAAAAAAAAACAAUGAGUUGUUCAAAGCUUUAAAGUUUUGAGGGACUGUCUGAAUAAUUUGAGAGAUUGUAUGAUAUGUGCAGUCUUUGCAUUGUGGUGCACAGUUGAAUUAUUAUUUUAUAAUGGUUUAGACAUCA
This is a messenger RNA of Gossypium raimondii (Peruvian cotton), 1553 nucleotides long. RefSeq lists its product as uncharacterized. NCBI's taxonomy places the organism in Eukaryota, Viridiplantae, Streptophyta, Magnoliopsida, Malvales, Malvaceae. The transcript is spliced from 7 exons. Gene Ontology annotation, molecular function: protein tyrosine/serine/threonine phosphatase activity. The record is from RefSeq and is a predicted model, not a curated record. Gene Ontology annotation, biological process: protein dephosphorylation. The coding region runs from base 175 to 1269 and encodes 364 amino acids.